Messenger RNA from Lathyrus sativus (Indian pea), 492 nucleotides. The record is from the annotation of a GenBank genome assembly. NCBI's taxonomy places the organism in Eukaryota, Viridiplantae, Streptophyta, Magnoliopsida, Fabales, Fabaceae.
AUGGGAAGGGGAAAGUUCAAGGCCAAGCCCACUGGUCGCCGCAACUUUUCUAGCCAUGAAGACAUGGUUGCUGGCACCUCCACCCGUCCUAGGACAUUUAGACAGAAAGAAGCUGAGAAUGAAGAGGAGCCAUCUAAGGAAGUUUCCGAGGACGAGUCUGAAGAAGAACCUGAAGAUGAAAAUACUAAGGCAAAGGGUGUUCAAGGGGUUAUUGAAAUUGAAAAUCCUAACUUGGUAAAGCCCAAGAACAUUAAAGCCAGAGACAUUGAUAUUGGGAAAACCAGUGAGCUUUCAAGGCGUGAAAGAGAGGAGAUAGAGAAACAAAGAGCUCAUGAGCGCUACAUGAAACUUCAAGAGCAAGGAAAAACAGAACAAUCCAGGAAAGAUCUAGAUCGUUUAGCUCUGAUACGUCAAGAAAGAGCUGAAGCUGCUAAAAAGCGAGAAGAAGAGAGAUUGGCCAAAGAACAAAAGAAAACCGAAGCUCGCAAGUAA